Messenger RNA from Gigantopelta aegis, 1666 nucleotides. RefSeq names its product protein LTV1 homolog. The transcript is spliced from 11 exons. The record is from RefSeq and is a predicted model, not a curated record. Gene Ontology annotation, biological process: ribosomal small subunit biogenesis; ribosomal small subunit export from nucleus. Lineage: Eukaryota; Metazoa; Mollusca; Gastropoda; Neomphalida; Peltospiridae. The coding region runs from base 109 to 1479 and encodes 456 amino acids. Gene Ontology annotation, cellular component: preribosome, small subunit precursor; cytosol; nucleus.
AGAGAAAGAAAAAUAAAAAAAACUUAACUACCGUAAUUUUAUUCGCACGUGUGAUGUUGUUUGUGAUUGCCGUGAUCGUAUGAUGUUUGUUUUUAUUUUUUUCCAAUAAUGCCUUCCAAAAAGAAACGAUUCAUUGAUAAGAAGCAUGCUGUGACAUUUCAAGUGGUUCAUCGGAGCCAGAAGGAUCCACUGCAGGCUAGUGAGGAUGCAGGGCAGAGAGUGCUUCUGCCUUACAAGGAUCAGUAUGAGAAGAGAAAGGAGGAACAGCGGAAGUUUGGAGUGUUUUUUGAAGAUGACUACGAUUACUUGCACCACUUGAAGGAUGUGAACGAGUGCCAUCUUGAGGUGAUCGACUCGUUCAAGAUCACCAAACCUGUGUCUGCUCCAGAGUCAUGGUCCAAUGAAAAGAGUGAUGCAUCCAUUCAACUUCCAUCAUCGGUAUUUGCGUCUUCUGUGGAGACUGAAGUUGGCUUACUAAACAAAGCUGCCCCUCUAAGAGGUCCUCAGUUAGACUGGGAUCCUGAUGUUGUGGCAGCAUUAGAUGAAGACUUUGACUAUAAUGAUCCUGAGAAUAUCCUCGAUGAUGACUUUAUAGUGCAGGCCAAUUCCAAGAGUGAGAGAGGUGAUGACGGUGAAGAAGACAAUGAGGAGGGUGAUCAGUGGGAGGAUGUAUCUGAUGAUGGUGUUGCUUCUGAUGCUGCAGCGAUGUCGGAUGAAUCAAUGGAUGCUGAAGACAUGUUUGAUCAUGAGGAAACCAAAUCUCGUUUUACUAACUACUCCAUGACGUCAUCUGUCAUCAGGAGAAAUGAGGGUCUUACGCUGCUAGACGACCGGUUUGAAAAGUUAUUUGAGCAGUACGAUGAUGGUGAUAUUGGAGCGCUGGAUCAGGAAGACAUUGAGGGAAGACUGAAUUCUAACAGUGUGGUGCUGGACAGCAUGGUGGAGGAAUUUGAAAAACAAAAGAAAGUAGUAAAGUUGAAGGAUGUUAUAGAUGAAGGAGUUGGAAUGUGUGAGGUUGAUGUUGACAGUGAGGAAUCUGACACAGAAGACGAUGAUGAUGCUGUUAAAAUGGUUGUAGAAGAGCCCUCACAGAAGUGGGACUGUGAAUCUAUACUUAGUACAUACUCAACAUUAUAUAAUCAUCCUCAAAUGAUUUCUGAGCCAACAAAGGGAAGAACAAUUAAGCUGACCAGCAAGCUGGGAAUUCCAACUGAUGGGAUAUCACAGAGAGGUCUGACGAAGAAACAGAUUGAGAAGGAAAUGCGUGAGAGUAGGAAGGCAGACAGGACGAGCACGUUCAGGCCUCAAGAUGAAACACUGGAAGAAAAGAGGGCAAGGAAGCUGGCUAUUAAAGAAGAAAGGAAGGAAAGAAGAGUAGAAAAGAAGAGCAACAAGUUAGCAUUCUCUGCUGAAAAGAAACGACAGCAGAAACAGCAGUUGAAUGUGCAGCAGAACUUACAGGGCAUGAAGCUGUUGUAGCAUUGUGUGAAUUCAUUCAUUUUGUGAAUAAACUGGCACGUACAGAAAACUAUGAAACAUGUUAGAAAUGUAUGGUAUUCGUUUCCAACCUGUGCACUACAAGUCAGAUAUAUUACAUCUUAAUUACUGAUGCAGUGUGUGUACAAAAAGCUAUUAAAAAGACAUGGCUACUUGUGUGAAGAUGGAA